Molecule: messenger RNA, 703 nt
Organism: Stylophora pistillata
Lineage: Eukaryota; Metazoa; Cnidaria; Anthozoa; Scleractinia; Pocilloporidae
Product: cytochrome c oxidase assembly protein COX20, mitochondrial
Biological process (GO): mitochondrial respiratory chain complex IV assembly
Cellular component (GO): mitochondrial inner membrane; mitochondrion
Source: RefSeq, a predicted model, not a curated record
AACUGCUGACCAAUUCAUUGCAUAACAAACAAAAUGGCGGACGAUGUGUUUGACUCCGGUACUGCGAAAAAGUAUAACUGGAAUUUUAAAAAGUUUAUCGAACGCACGCCUUGUGCCCGGGAGUCACUCUUGUAUGGAAUUGGUGCUGGCCUGUUCACUGGUUUUGGUUGCUUUAUUAAGACAAUGCACGUUUUCAAGUCCUGUCGAUAUGCAGUUGGUGGCUUUGCCUUGAUCUCUUUUGGAAGCUGGGAGGUAUGCAGGUACAUCAAACACAAAGAGAAAGAAGCAAUCAAACAACACGUGGACACGUUAAACAAAUACAGAGAACAAAGGAGAGAAGAAGAAGAGGGCAGUGAAGAAUGAGCACUAAGAGAAAUAACAUGUAACUCCACCCUUUUUGUCGUAGAGGUUUAUUUUUACCUUUCCUUUGUUCAGUGUGUUGAUUAAGUUAAAAUUUAGCUAUUUGAUGUCAAGGAACUCUAGAAGUUCUUCAGGUUUUUGCAUUUGAAUAUAGAUAAAGAGGAUGCAUUUGUUGCCAGGAUUCUUUUGUCACAAAAUGUCAGUUAUUUAAUAGGAAAGGCUGUCUUGAAUGUAUAAGGUUCAUUUACAUUUUACUUAUGCUUGAACUAAAAUUGUAGUCAUGUAUGUUUAUAUCCUAUCUGGUAAUUCUUUGUACAAAAUAAAACUCAAUGAUUGUAAUUAA